This is a messenger RNA of Hirundo rustica (Barn swallow), 2567 nucleotides long. It is a transcript of the gene SPPL3, whose product is annotated as signal peptide peptidase like 3. The transcript is spliced from 12 exons. Gene Ontology annotation, cellular component: lumenal side of endoplasmic reticulum membrane; cytoplasmic side of endoplasmic reticulum membrane; Golgi-associated vesicle membrane. The record is from RefSeq and is a predicted model, not a curated record. The coding region runs from base 290 to 1429 and encodes 379 amino acids. Lineage: Eukaryota; Metazoa; Chordata; Aves; Passeriformes; Hirundinidae. Gene Ontology annotation, molecular function: aspartic endopeptidase activity, intramembrane cleaving. Gene Ontology annotation, biological process: membrane protein proteolysis.
AACUAAUUCUUAUAUUGCUGCAUUAAUUGUUUUGUAAAUAUGAAUCUGAGAUUUUAAGGGCAUAUUCCCUUGUGGAUUCCAGUCAAGUGUCUACCUUCCUGAUUUCUAUUCUCCUCAUAGUCUACGGUAGUUUCAGGCUUUGCUGGAAUUUUUUCAGUGAAGUAAGACCUUACAUUAAGCAGACGCUUAAAAGCUAGUUUGGGUCAUUCCUAACGACAUUUCGAGGAAGGAAAUAUUAUUGUCUUAAAAAUGAAACCUGAUAGUCAAAUUUGAAUGAAAAGGAACAAAAAUGAGAACUUGGAAAGAGUUCAAAUUCACAAGAGAAUUGAAAUGUUUAUUGUGCUUCCAUCAUGUUCUACACUUCUCAGAAAUCAGGUCUCUGAACAUGGACUUUGAGAAUCAAGACAAAGAGAAAGACAACAGCAGCACCACUGGGUCUUUUAAUGGCAACAGCACCAAUAACAGUAUUCAAACCAUCGAUUCCACCCAGGCGUUGUUCCUGCCCAUCGGAGCGUCCGUGUCUCUCCUAGUUAUGUUCUUCUUCUUCGACUCGGUCCAAGUUGUCUUUACAAUAUGCACAGCAGUCCUUGCAACAAUAGCUUUUGCUUUCCUCCUGCUCCCGAUGUGCCAGUACUUAACACGGCCUUGCUCACCUCAAAACAAGAUUUCCUUUGGCUGCUGCGGGCGUUUCACCGCUGCUGAGUUGCUCUCGUUUUCUCUGUCUGUGAUGCUUGUCCUUAUCUGGGUCCUAACUGGCCACUGGCUCCUAAUGGAUGCUCUGGCUAUGGGCCUGUGUGUUGCAAUGAUAGCCUUUGUUCGGCUGCCGAGCCUGAAGGUUUCCUGCUUGCUGCUCUCUGGGUUACUAAUUUAUGACGUCUUUUGGGUCUUUUUUUCUGCCUACAUCUUUAACAGCAAUGUUAUGGUGAAAGUGGCCACACAACCAGCUGAUAAUCCCCUGGAUGUGUUAUCCCGGAAACUUCACCUGGGACCAAAUGUGGGCAGGGAUGUUCCCCGUCUGUCGCUGCCUGGCAAACUUGUAUUCCCAAGUUCCACAGGCAGCCACUUCUCCAUGCUGGGGAUUGGAGAUAUUGUGAUGCCAGGGCUUCUGCUCUGCUUUGUCCUGCGUUACGAUAACUACAAAAAACAAGCCAACAGUGAUUCCUGCGGUGCCCCAGGACCAGGGAACAUCUCUGGGCGUAUGCAGAAGGUGUCUUACUUUCACUGCACACUUAUUGGCUAUUUUGUAGGUUUAUUAACUGCAACAGUAGCUUCUCGUAUUCACCGGGCAGCCCAGCCUGCCCUGCUCUAUUUGGUACCUUUCACUUUAUUGCCACUCCUCACCAUGGCCUAUUUAAAGGGCGAUCUACGUCGCAUGUGGUCUGAGCCUUUCCACUCCAAGUCCAGCAGCUCCCGUUUCCUGGAAGUAUGAUGGAACGGACAGGAAGUGACCUGAACUUCUGCCUUGGUCCUUUUCACUUUAACUUGUGGCUUUGUUGUCACCUAAAGCUGGACUGGCUGGUACUUGGGAAGGUACCAGUGAUGGGACAUGUAUGAAAGGACUUUGUAUUAAAGGAGGGAAAGAAACAAAAGCUAAAAUCACAGAGCUCCGUGUGACUCCAUAUCUCCCUGCAGAUGUGGAAUUGGGGACCCUUUGUGCAACUGCAGCCACUUUCCUCUUUUCCUCACUCGGAUGGAUUAGUACCAGACUAUUACCUUUGUGAGAGAGGAAGAGACAGACUUGAAACUAAAAACGGCUUGAAGUCGUUCAAAAACUUGUGAACACUAAACGCAGAAACAGUUAAGCAAACUGAGGCUUCUUCAGAGAACCCCUCGUGGACCUUGGGACCAGUUUCCUGCGGGACUUCGGUUUUGAAAAGAACUGAGACAGAAGGUCUUCUGUCACAAUAUUGGGUUUUUUUGAUUUAUUAAAUAUUUCCUGUGGUGUGAGGUUACUUAUUAAAUCCACAGACAUUGAGUGACUUCUUGCAGUAUACAUAUAAAAAUUUGUUGUAACAAGUUACAUUUCCACCCAGAUGUCAUAUUGCAGUGAAAAAGGGCACGAUUUUUAUACAUAUAUAUAUACACACAUAUAGAUAUAUAUAUGAAUAAAUAAAAAGGAAAACCUGCUAAGAUCAUGCUGUGUAGCAGACAGGGGCUUGCUGUAAUUUUUAGCAUGUAGCGCAGUUACUCUGGCUUUAUGUAUAUGGAUCUACAAUGAGCUGCUGUUUUUUCCACCCCCCUCCUACAACUGAACCUGCAGUUUAAAAACCAAGUGUAGUAUUUGUACUGGUUGUACCAUGGACUUUAGGGGAUACUUGAUUUGAUCAAUGUAGCAAACUAGGGAAGAAAAAAGUUCAAACCCAGCCCUGUGUGUCCGAGGGGGGAGGAGGUCGGGGGUGUCUUUUUUCUUUUUUUUUCCUUUUUUUUUUUUUUUUUUAACAAACAACUCCCUUGCAGGUUUUUAGUAGUUCCUUCUUGACCAGUGCAUGUAUUAUAGCAGCAAAUGUCUUUGUGCUUUCUGAUCAUAGUAAUGUAUCACUUGUAAAUACAUUUUUUUCUAUUUUCUA